GGUGCCUGGCGGCUGCCCCGCCUACCGGGGCUGGGUGAAUGGAGCCAUGUCGCUGGGCUGGCCCACGCGCUACCUGCAUAAGCUCCUGGCGCGGGCGAGCAGCACCCAGGCACCGGGCAUCAUGGACCGAGCACACGUCAUUUCCUACAAGGACUUGAAGGCGCUGAUCGCCAGCGGGAAGGCUCACAUUGUAGACGUGCGGUCGCCAGAGGAGGUGGCAAAUGGCCGUAUCGACGACUCGGUCAAUAUUCCAGUGGCGGACGUUGAGGAAGCCCUGAAGAUGGACCCUGAGACAUUUAAGAUGAAGUAUAUUGUGGACAAGCCGCGGCUGGAUGACGAGAACUUGAUCUUUCACUGCCAGAUGGGCAGGAGAGGCGCUCAGGCCACGGAGACCGCCAUCAAACUGGGCUAUACCAAGGCCCGUAACUACGCCGGCGGCUACAAGGAAUGGUCUGAGAAGGAAGGGAAGUGACGUGGGAAUGGCUCCCCCAGGGCAGGUGACACUCCACGCCCAGCAGCUGGCUUUGCACUGAACUCCUCCUUGCUGCAACGUUCUCCCAUUGCUGCUGACAGCCGGCGCUGGGGAUGGAAUCACCGGUGUCUUGGUGGGCUGUCGGCUAAAUCUCCUGCCUGAGAAACUGCUGCUUGGCUUUCUCUCAAGCCCAGAGUCUGCACCUGCUCCUAAUGUAGUCACUCCCCCUGCUCUCGAUAGCACUGAGGGGGUUCCGACAUUCGAUUUUACUGGGAGUGGGGAGAGAACUGCCCACCGUUCACUCCAUCUCCCCCGCCUCCUCUGGGAAUCUGGGACCCCAUCCGUACGCUUCCCCUGGACAAGUCCUCAGCUCUCCUUGCAGCUAGAUUUGACAGUCAUUUUGCUGCCCACUUCGUUCUCCAGCUGGAACCGCCACUUCCAUCUGUAGCCUGCUGUUUCUAUAACAUGCUGGGUGCCCCUCAGCCACCUCUGUCCCUGGGGGACUUUCUCAGCACCCGCACCUAGAUAAGGGAGCUCACUAGCGUUUCCGCCACUACACUACGUGGCCCUGAUAAAGUCUAGACAAGGGCUCCGGGUCAGCCGCGUGUGGUAUUCUAUUAAACCUGUUUACAGUUUUUGUCCAGAACGGUGUUUCUCAGCCACUUCACUGGGGCGAGCCCUUAUUCCCGUUCAUACAAAUUGCAUGGCGUCCCCUCACGUUUUCUGUCAGAAUAAACAAGUCUUAUGCUUGA
Pelodiscus sinensis (Chinese soft-shelled turtle) is the source of this 1224-nucleotide messenger RNA. RefSeq names its product thiosulfate sulfurtransferase like domain containing 1 (gene TSTD1). Gene Ontology annotation, molecular function: thiosulfate-thiol sulfurtransferase activity. Gene Ontology annotation, cellular component: cytoplasm. The record is from RefSeq and is a predicted model, not a curated record. NCBI's taxonomy places the organism in Eukaryota, Metazoa, Chordata, Testudines, Trionychidae.